Molecule: messenger RNA, 4679 nt
Organism: Periophthalmus magnuspinnatus
Lineage: Eukaryota; Metazoa; Chordata; Actinopteri; Gobiiformes; Gobiidae
Product: zinc finger protein 91
Exons: 3
Coding region: 136-4023 (1295 amino acids)
Biological process (GO): regulation of transcription by RNA polymerase II
Cellular component (GO): nucleus
Molecular function (GO): RNA polymerase II cis-regulatory region sequence-specific DNA binding; DNA-binding transcription factor activity, RNA polymerase II-specific
Source: RefSeq, a predicted model, not a curated record
AGCUGCAGAGAGCCGCAGGAAACAGCUCCUACAGCGAGGAUAAGGAGCUCUGAAACACCAGGGCGUUUCAAUAUAAUGAUCAUCACACCAUUGCACCGAAGCUAGCUGACACGGUGUUAGCAACGGGCCACCAAGAUGGACGAGGCUGCUGUGGGAGUUAUGGAAGAGGAGAGCGGUGAAAACGUGGUCAGUCAAGAUGAUCAUGAAGAUGGUGAAGCAUUUGGUCACGAGCAGCCAUCUGCCGAGAACAGCACUGAAAGAGAUCGUGUUUUCUGCUGUCAAAAGUGUGGAGAUGCCUUCAGAGAAGAAGCCACUUACCUCAUGCACCUUCAACAGCAUUCCCAGGAAGAUUAUGGCAACUGUCAAGAAACCCAGUCAACUGUCAAGAAAGCUAUUGAGACGGACCAUGACACAACACUGCACGAUUUCCUUUCGCAAGAUGAUGUAGAUAAUAGUGAAUUGACUCCAAAGGACUUGUCUGAGCAGAUGGAUUCUGGGAUAAAUCGACAGCAUCCCUAUCAAUGUGAAGAGUGUGGGAAGUCUUAUGAAGUGUUUGGAUACUUCCUAAACCAUCAGCGAUCUCACAGACAAGCUUCAAAAUCAGUUUUUCACAACUUAGAACAUUUGCAAAAGAAGUCUUUUCAGUGUGAAUUUUGUGGAAGGAGUUAUUCUCGUGCCUCAGCUCUGGACGCUCAUCGUCGUUGUCAUGAGGGAAAGUUGGUGAAGAAGAGCAGGAGUUCUCCUGAAUCAGGUGGCUCUGACCAGAAACCAGAGCACAAGUCAAUGGAAACCCCCACUAGGGCAGUAGAUUUGUAUGGGUGCUCAUGUGGUAAAUCGUUUGCGACCCUUUUAAGGUUGAAAACCCAUAAACGAUUUAGCCGCAAUGGUCGUUGUACACCUGAGGAAUUAUUUGACAAGCAAAAGAGAAGUGAUGGUUUUCAGUGUGCCCAAUGUGAUAAGACAUUCAGUGGUUAUACUGCACUUGCCAGCCAUGUGCGUUGGCAUAAUCCUGAUGCUCUUAGCAAAUUUCGUUGUGAAGAAUGUGACAAAACAUUCAAAACUUUAACGUUUUAUGAGCGACACCAACGACUUGCACACACUCAUGAGAUUGCAUCAAAAUCAUUUCUUCACCAAGUGUGCCAGCUACAAAAGAAAUCAUUUGAAUGUAAAGUUUGUGGGCUUAGGUUUUCCAGGGCCUCAGCCCUACACUCCCAUGAACUAAAUCACAGUGAUGUUUAUAAUGAAGCAACGCUACCUCAAACAAACAAGGAUAUGAAAUUGGAGAAUGAAACCACUGAACAACCUGUGGACCUUGAUGGUGUGUUUCAAACUCCUGUUCUUAAUGACAGGCAUGUAAUUGACACUGAAGAUGAUGAGGAGAGCCUUGAACCUGGGGACUUGAUUGUGAAAGUUAUCAGUAGUAGUUCAAGUGAGUCUGAAGAUAAUGCAGAACAAGAUGAAAACUCUGACUUGGAGCUUGUCUGUGAAUCUGAUUAUGAGGUAAGAGAGGAUGGGGACUUGGCUAUUCACCAGAAAGUGGUGUCAAAACCUAACAUGAAUUUAAAAAUUGUACAGAUUGACUAUGGGGAGCCCGGGCCAGCAACGGAAGAAAGACAUGACUGCCCAGAUUGUUACCGAUGGUUCACAAAUCCGGUAUCUCUGCGUGUUCACAGAAUGUGGCAUGACGUUCGCAGAAGAAGACAGGUGACUCAAGGUCAGUCAGAAACAAUUGAACCUCUUGAUUUAAGCUCCUGUGAAACCAUAAACAAGCACUUUCAGGAAGCAGAGACCAUGAUUUUACAUACAGCAAACUUUGUUAACUAUGUUGGCUUUUCCUCUUCACAAAACAAGGACAGUUUAGAUUCUAAGAGGGAAUACAAUCCCAAGAAAACUCUGUUAGGGCCUAAAAUUUACCAUUGUGAACAAUGUGGGAAGGGAUUCUGGUCUUUGGGGGCCUUUUCUCAUCAUAAAUCGAGUCCCAUGCAGUGCACCGAAUUGAGACUGAGAAAGGGUUUUGGGGGACCAUUUACUAAUGGACACUCCCGCACAAGUUUUAAAGUUGCAUGUCCUGUUUGUGGCAGAAAGUUUCGUCAUAAAGGAAUUAUGUCCUUGCACAUGCGGAAACAUGAAAAUGGAGAUCAUAAAUGUGACAUCUGCAACCGGUCUUUUCGCCUCCUCUCUGGCCUGCUCCGACACCGGGCUGUUCAUAACAACCAGUUACAACCGCCACCAAUCAAGUCUUUUCAGUAUCAGGUCGAACAGUUGCAAAAGAACACGUACAGCUGUCCAGACUGUGGAAAGCGUUUCUCACGUGCAAAGGCCCUUCAGUUUCAUAUGAAGAGCCAUGGUUAUGAGAGCGGGUACUCGCCACCUUCUCACAGGUCUGGAGACCCUGUGGAGGACCUCCAGUGUCCAAGCUGCUUUGCUCUUUUUAAUAAAAAGUCCUCCCUACGCGCGCAUAGAAAACUUUGCACUAAGAAAGAGAAAAGUACACAGCCAACAGAUAAAGUCUCAGUUGGUGUCAUUCAUACUGAGAGUAAAUCCAUUGACCUGAAAGAAAAUCAUUUAGAAAACGAUAAAACUGAUGAGUUAAAAUACAAAUGUAAAGUGUGUGAGAGAAGCUUUUCAGUGGUUGGAGCAUUAAAUUUCCAUAAAAGAAUUCACACAGAGAGCCACAAAGCACUGGCUAAAGCAAAAGCAUUGGUUAAAAAAUCAAAAGUAGAUGAUUCAAAUAAAGGUGUUUUUAGCUGCGCAGACUGUGGCCGACGCUUUGUGUCUAACUCAGCCCUUGGUUCCCAUAAAAGGUGGCACAGAGAUAAACCAUGUUCUAAGCCUUCCUCAGACUCAGAGGAGAUGGCAACAGAUUCUAAGAAGUCAGACUCGGGCCCAUUCAAAUGUGACAAAUGUCAGAAAAAGUUUUUUAACCUUUAUGUUCUUCAGCGCCACCAGUUGGUUAACUCUCAGUGUCAGAACAAUGAACAAAAAACAGUCCCUGCUGUAACUGUUGGGAAUAAAAUCUCAGGGGAACAUGGCACAUUUCCCUGUACUGAAUGCACUCAAAGCUUUCAAACACGGUCACUACUGAACGAUCAUAUUAAAAGUGUUCAUUCCAAAUCUUCAGCUCAAGAUCAAUUGGGUAGUUCAGGUGACAGUCUGAAAAAACUGAAUAGUGAGUCUAAAUUUCACACUUUUAAACUGUCUAAACUACCACGUUGUCCACUUUGCUCCAUGUCAUUCAGAAAUAUCAGAGGCCUUCGGGCCCACAAGUGGCAGGCACAUUCAGAAGGCAGAAACAAAGGCACUCAGAAAGGGAGUAAUGAAGCACAGGAACAAGCUGAGUGUGAGAGUUCAGAGGAAACUAAUCCAGUUGAAACAAAAGAUACAAAAAAGGACCAUCUUCCUGCUCAAACCAUGUCAGAUGUCAAUAUUGGGAGUGAUUAUGUUUCUCAUAGUGCCAGUUUAAAAGUUAAAGACAUCAGCGAAGACAUUAGUAUUAUUUUACCUGAAAAUCCUUCCGAGCAUACAGCCAAAUUUUUCAAGUGUGACAAGUGUGGGAAAGCAUUUUCAGCUAAAGAACAAUUGGAAAACCACAAAACUAAGGCAAAGAGUCGACCAUUUAGAUGUGCGCUUUGCUGCAGUGGCUUUUGGACAGAGAAUCAGCUACAGCAGCACUUCAUUUGGCAUGACAAAAUUCGGGGUACCCUACCAAACGAGCUUCGCCUUAGAAUCAAUGCUGCUACAGCUAUAGCGGCUAGUGUUUAUUCUGCAGACAGAGCUAUUUCAACUCUUAAUGAUCCAGUGCUGAUCUCAGAUGACAAAGCGCUCCACGAAUGUCAAAACUGUGGCAAAGGCUUUUUAUCUCCAACUUCCCUUGAAAAACAUAAAAGGGAGUAUUGUAACACUGGUUCUUACCACUGCUCCUCAUGCCCAAGCACCUUUAGUGAUAUACAGGAACUCAUUGAGCACCAUCAGGAGUGUGCCGCUGCUGUACAGACAGGGGGAGUGUUGCUACACUUGUCUUGAUUGUGGAACUGCCUUUUCUCACAAAAAUCAAAACUACAGUGAGCACAUGGUUUUUGGACUACCAACACUGACAAGACCUGAGGACUGUUCUUUCACAUGUAUUUUGUUUGUAAAGUUUAUGUAAAAUGUAAACACUCCUUAGUGCUUUAUGUACCUAUGUCACUCACAUUGGCCACCUUGUUUUGAACACUGUCAAAAUGGACCCAUUUAUUAUCUGUAUGAAAGUUAAAGCUUUUGUGGGGAAAAAAUUGGAUGCAUGUUUGUCAUUCAAUUACUUUGAUUGACUUUCACAACUAUAUUGGCCUAAUAUGAUUCUAAGCAAAUGGCAAAUUUACCAACUUAGCAUUCAGAAUACGCAAUUUCUCAUUUCAUUUCUCAUAAAACAGACAUGUCUUGAUUGCCUUGUGCUUUUUAGGGCCCCUCUUUAAUGAAUGAAGAAACACUUGAAAUCAAAUUGCUUUGAGGUUUUUGUGGCUGGAUCUUUCUUGUAGUGAAGCUUGUCUUACUCUAGCGGUACUAGCUUAUGUUACAUUUCAAAAUGAUUUAUAUUGUUUUCUUUAGAUGACCAAGAAAAUGUUGUUUCACUUGUAUGACCUCUGAACUGGGAAAAGGUGCUGUAAAUAGUGUAACAAUAAAUAGUGCUCUAUAUGCUGAGA